CUUGUGAUCUGCACUUUUCAUCUGCUGCCUCUGUAUAGGCCGACCAAUACCCUCCGCCUAGACUCUUUACCACAAUCUUGCCCAUUAUGACUAUUUCGGCACCUACUCCACGUACGCUCUACGACAAAAUAUGGGACGAUCAUGUUGUCGAACAAAUGCCGGAUGGAACUUGUUUGAUAUAUAUUGACCGUCACCUUGUGCACGAGGUCACUUCUCCUCAGGCCUUUGAGGGUUUGAGGAAUGCUGGAAGGAAGGUGCGAAGAGGUGACUUGACUCUGGCGACCGUCGAUCACAAUAUUCCUACGACUGGGAAUCGUAAGAAUUUCAAAUCCAUUGCCACAUUUGUUGAUGAGAUUGAAUCCCGCACUCAGUGUCAAACUUUGGAAGAAAAUGUCGCCGAAUUUGGUGUUACAUACUUUGGCUUGAGUGACAAACGCCAGGGUAUUGUUCAUGUUAUCGGUCCUGAGCAGGGAUUCACUCUGCCAGGAACUACCCUCGUCUGUGGCGAUUCGCACACUUCGACCCAUGGAGCUUUCGGUGCUCUUGCCUUUGGUAUUGGUACAUCCGAGGUGGAACACGUUCUUGCUACACAAACUAUUCUUCAAAAAAAGUCAAAGAACAUGCGAAUUCGGGUCAAUGGUGAAGUGCCUGAAGGAGUCAACUCAAAAGAUGUUAUUUUGCACAUUAUUGGUGUCAUUGGUACGGCUGGUGGUACAGGACAUGUUAUUGAGUUUUGCGGGUCGGCACUGGAAUCCAUGUCCAUGGAAGCGCGCAUGUCCAUCUGUAAUAUGGCCAUUGAGGCUGGUGCACGAGCUGGAAUGAUUGCCCCAGACGAAAUCACGUUUGAAUACCUAAAAGGACGUCCUCUUGCUCCAAAAGCCGGUGAAGAAUGGGACGCUGCAGUCGCAUACUGGCGAUCUCUACGAUCGGAUCCUGGAGCAAAAUACGAUAUUGAGGUCGAGAUCAACGGACAAGAAAUUAUUCCCACUGUGACUUGGGGGACGAGUCCGCAAGAUGUGGUGGCCAUUACUGGAAAUGUGCCGGACCCCUCAAAGGUUGAAGACGCUGGAAAACGGGCGGCUAUGGAGAGGGCGUUGGCUUACAUGGGCCUGGAACCCAACACGAAGAUGACCGACAUCCCCGUUGACAAGGUUUUCAUUGGCUCUUGCACAAACUCACGAAUUGAGGAUCUGCGGUCCGCUGCGCGUAUCGCUUACGGACGCAAGGUCGCCCCGAAUGUCCACGCUAUGGUCGUUCCUGGUUCCGGGCUUGUCAAGCAACAGGCUGAAGCGGAAGGCUUGGAUAAGGUCUUUAUCGAAGCCGGUUUUGAUUGGCGCGAGGCCGGUUGCUCCAUGUGUCUAGGAAUGAACCCCGAUCAGCUCAAGCCUUUGGAGCGCUGUGCAUCAACCUCAAAUCGGAACUUUGAGGGACGGCAGGGACCUAAGGGCCGUACCCACCUUGUAAGUCCGGCCAUGGCCGCUGCAGCCGCGGUUACAGGACACCUGGCGGAUGUGAGGGAGUUGUUGAACGGAUCCGCCCCCGCUAGCCAGCUAAACAUUACUGUGACGGUUCGCGACUCUAAGGAAUUUUUGGGCACGGAUAUUUUGACGCCAGCCACGCAAGAAUUGGUAGAGACAAGUGACACGACGACAGUUACUGCACCUAUUACGGGGUCCGCGGGCGGAAUGCCCAAGUUUACCGUGUUGAAGGGCAUCGCAGCGCCUCUGCCCAUGUCUAACGUUGAUACGGACAUGAUCAUUCCUAAGCAGUUCCUAAAGACGAUCAAACGUACCGGUCUCGGAAAAUCCUUGUUUUACGAACUCCGAUAUGACACUGCCACCAACACUCCCCUCCCGACUUUUGUCCUCAACACGCCACCCUACACACAAGCGUCCAUUCUGGUUGCUGGAGAGAACUUUGGUUGUGGGUCUAGUCGUGAGCACGCUCCUUGGGCUCUGCAAGACUUUGGAAUCCGGUGUAUUAUUGCCCCAUCGUUUGCCGACAUCUUUUUUAACAAUUGCUUCAAGAAUGGCAUGCUGCCUAUUCCUCUUCCUGCAGCCACUGUGUCUAUUCUGAUGGCUGAUGCACAAGAAGGGAAACACUUGGAAAUUGAUCUACCUGCCCAAGUCAUUCGACGUGAAAAUGGUGAAGAGAUUCCCUUCAAGGUUGAAGAAUUCCCAAAGCACUGCUUGAUAAAUGGGUUGGAUGACAUUGGCCUCACGAUGCAAAAGGAUGCUCUCAUCAAGGUAUUUGAAGGCAAGAGAAGCCGAGAGUGGCCGUGGUUGGAUGGUGUGGGGUACCGUGGAAAGGUUGUCAAACCGUUUGUCGAGCAAAAGCCAAAGAUGGAUUGGUAGAUUUUCAAUAUGUAAAAAAGAAAUCCGUCAUGUAAAAAUACCAAGAAUUGCAUUUGUUUUUAUUCACAAA
Molecule: messenger RNA, 2424 nt
Organism: Spizellomyces punctatus DAOM BR117
Lineage: Eukaryota; Fungi; Chytridiomycota; Chytridiomycetes; Spizellomycetales; Spizellomycetaceae
Product: 3-isopropylmalate dehydratase
Exons: 3
Coding region: 87-2354 (755 amino acids)
Biological process (GO): L-leucine biosynthetic process
Cellular component (GO): 3-isopropylmalate dehydratase complex
Molecular function (GO): 3-isopropylmalate dehydratase activity; 4 iron, 4 sulfur cluster binding
Source: RefSeq, a predicted model, not a curated record